CCACCUCUAAUUCAAUCAAUCUCCCCUCAACUCGCUCCAAUCUAUACAAGAUGGCAGCCCAACAGGACAAGAGCUUCAUGGGAAUGCCCGGCUUCGUGGUCGACUUCUUGAUGGGUGGUGUCUCCGCCGCCGUCUCGAAGACCGCUGCCGCUCCCAUCGAGCGUGUCAAGCUCCUCAUCCAGAACCAGGAUGAGAUGCUCAAGUCCGGUCGUCUCGACCGCAAGUACGACGGUAUCGCCGAGUGCUUCAAGCGUACCUCGCAGGCUGAGGGUGUUCUCUCGCUCUGGCGUGGUAACACCGCCAACGUCAUCCGUUACUUCCCCACCCAGGCGCUGAACUUCGCUUUCCGCGACACCUACAAGUCUAUGUUCGCCUACAAGAAGGAGCGUGACGGUUACGCCAAGUGGAUGGCCGGUAACUUGGCCUCCGGUGGUGCCGCUGGUGCCACUUCCCUCCUCUUCGUCUACUCCCUCGACUACGCCCGUACCCGUCUGGCCAACGACGCCAAGUCCGCCAAGAAGGGUGGUGAGCGCCAGUUCAACGGUCUUGCCGAUGUCUACAAGAAGACCCUCGCCUCCGACGGUAUCGGCGGUCUUUACCGUGGAUUCAUGCCCUCCGUGGCUGGUAUCGUCGUCUACCGUGGUCUGUACUUCGGUAUGUACGACUCGAUCAAGCCCGUCCUCCUGACCGGCACCCUCGAGGGCAACUUCUUGGCCUCGUUCGCUCUUGGUUGGGCCGUCACCACCGGUGCCGGUAUCGCCUCGUACCCUCUCGACACCAUCCGUCGUCGUAUGAUGAUGACCUCCGGUGAGGCCGUCAAGUACAAGGGUACCAUGGAUGCCGCCCGCCAGAUUGUCGCUGCCGAGGGUGUCAAGUCUCUCUUCAAGGGUGCUGGUGCCAACAUUCUCCGUGGUGUUGCCGGUGCCGGUGUCCUGUCCAUCUACGACCAGGCCCAGCUCAUCAUGUUCGGCAAGAAGUUCAAGGGUGGAUCCGGUUAAGCGCCUUCUCUCUUGAUACCCCAAUCCGAGUCUAUGUGGUGGAGGGAGCUAAUCGCGAGCGAGGGGUCGAGGCGCGUGUGGUGGUAGACUGAAUAGAGCAUUCACAAGCCCGAUGGGCAGAAGAGUGUUCAUGGUAACGAAAAGCACGAUCUGGUGGUAACCCACCCUGUACUUUACCUUGCCGGCCAACUCUUUUUCCCCUCAUAGCCACCUGUAUUACACGUCAUAUCCGGCUUGCAUUGCUUUGUCUGUUUACCUGUAUUUUCUCGUUCCAUCGCUUGGUGCCAAGGGGAAAAUAGGUGGUCUAUAGAAAGUUUCUGAGUUUUUUGUAACA
This is a messenger RNA of Parastagonospora nodorum SN15, 1332 nucleotides long. RefSeq lists its product as hypothetical. The coding region runs from base 51 to 998 and encodes 315 amino acids. Gene Ontology annotation, cellular component: mitochondrial inner membrane. Gene Ontology annotation, molecular function: ATP:ADP antiporter activity. The transcript has 5 exons. The record is from RefSeq and is a predicted model, not a curated record. NCBI's taxonomy places the organism in Eukaryota, Fungi, Ascomycota, Dothideomycetes, Pleosporales, Phaeosphaeriaceae. Gene Ontology annotation, biological process: mitochondrial ATP transmembrane transport; mitochondrial ADP transmembrane transport.